AUAUAAAAAGAGCUUGGAAAUUUCUUUUGCUAGAAAUUUCAGCUGUUGAAAAUGAUUUUUGCUUCUCUCUAUCUUUCCUUCUUCCUCAACUACCUAAGUAUCUACCUUGCUGCAUCCUACUCUCCACCUUCAUACGUUCCUGAUCUCAACUGUAUACCUCUUGCUUGUGGUUUAACCAGCAAUACAACAUCAAUGGAUGGCCGAAUCUGGCUUGCAGACGCCAAUUCAAAAUUCUUUCCCUCAGAGCAAGGCAUUAAUAACGCAUCAAUAGCAGUUGAAUCUCCUAAAAAUUUGGACACUUCAGCUCCAUACACAGCUGCUCGAAUUUCUCGCUCUCAAUUUACCUACAUGUUUCCUCUCAGUGUUGGAACUCUAUUUAUCCGCCUCCAUUUUUAUCCUGCUCCUUACUUGGAUUUCAAUACCUCUAAAGCAUACUUUUCUGUCAAAACGGAUAGCCAUACUCUUCUUAGCAAUUUUAGUUCUAAGGUUGUCGGGUUUGGCCAGUUUUUCAGAGAAUUUUGGUUAGUCAUAGAGGAUGAGGAAAUACUAAACUUAACAUUCGCUCCGAGUCCUGGUAUGGAAGAUGCAUUUGCUUUUAUUAAUGGGAUUGAACUGAUGUCCAUACCCACCUAUCUUUACGAUACUCCAGCAGGUAACCCACGAUUGAAAUUUGUAGGCCAAAAUAAUCCUCUGGACCUUGUAAACAAGGCUGUCUUAGAGUUUAGGUUCAGAAUAAAUGUCGGGGGACGUUAUAUUUCACCCCCAGAAGAUACAAAGCUGUGUCGAGUCUGGGAGAAUGAUGACGAGUACUUGACAAUUGCAAAACCAAGUGCUAUUAUUGUGAACGCUAGUACCGUUCCACUCAGAUACAGCAUCUAUACUCGUUUCGCUGCACCAGACUUGGUAUAUAAAACUUAUAGAUCAAUGGGUACAGACAAAUAUGCAAAUGAGAAUUACAAUCUCACUUGGGAAUUUCAGGUUGAUUCUGGAUUCACUUAUUUUGUUAGGCUUCAUUUUUGUGAGUUUCAGCCGACAAUAACUGAAGAUGGAAACAGAGUUUUCCAGAUAUACAUAGCCGGUCAACUUGCUGAGUCUGAAGCAGAUAUAAUUUAUUGGAGUGGUGGAAAUCGAAUUCCUGUUUUUCAAGAUUAUGCAGUGACUACGGUAACAAGAGGAAAUGAAAAGGUGCAGAAUUUAUCUAUUGCCUUGCAUCCUGUCACAAAUCUCACUGUUUACUCUGAUGCAAUUCUGAAUGGGAUUGAAAUCUUCAAAAUGAUAGGUCCAGAAAUUCAUACAACAUCCGCCUGGAAAUCAAGAAAGCCCAAAAAAAAAACGAUAACAAAAAUUGCUGUGGUUGGUGCUACUAUAUUAACUUUUAUUGUACUUCCUCUUUCAUUCUUGUUAAUUGUUGGAGUUCGAAGAAGAUUAACAGAUAAGAAUUCUGGAAAUAUGUCUCCAUGGGGCCCUAAUUGCGCUGAGAUUGAUGGUCCAUCUCUACCUUACAAUCAUAAUCUUUGUCAUCACUUUUCUGCAAUUGAGAUUAGAGAAGCUACCAACAACUUCGACAAAUCAUUCAUUAUAGGUGUUGGUGGGUUUGGGAAUGUUUACAAAGGAACAAUUAACAAUGGGACUAAAACAGUUGCAAUCAAACGGCUGAGCCCAGGUUCAGAACAGGGAGCAAAUGAGUUCAAGACAGAGAUUGAAAUGCUUUCUCAACUUCGACACCAUCAUUUGGUUUCUCUAAUCGGCUACUGCAAUCAAGAUAAUGAAAUGAUUCUAGUCUAUGAUUACAUGGCUCACGGUACCCUUCGCGAUCAUCUCUACAACACUACUAAUCCUCCUCUUCCAUGGAAUCAAAGACUAGAGGUCUGCCUUGGCGCAGCACGUGGCCUUCAUUACCUCCAUUGCCUUCAUUCAGGAACAAAAAAUGCAAUAAUUCAUCGAGAUGUGAAGUCAACAAAUAUCUUAAUAGAUGAGAACUGGGUAGCGAAGGUUUCAGAUUUUGGAUUGUCAAAAAUGCGCACAGCUAAUAACUCUAGUAAGUCACAUAUCACUACAGUAGUAAAGGGUAGCUACGGGUACUUGGACCCUGAGUAUUACAGACGCAAACAAUUGACAGAGAAGUCUGAUGUUUACUCAUUUGGAGUGGUUCUUUUUGAAGCAUUAUGUGCUAGACCUGCUGUAGACCAAACUGUAGAAGAUGAUGAUUACAAUGAACAAGUCAGUUUAGCUGUUUGGGCCCGGAAAUGUUAUUGUGAUGGAACUCUUUAUCAGAUAAUCGAUCCAAUCCUGGUAGGGAAGAUUGCACCAGAGUGUUUUAAAAUAUUUAGCGAGAUUGCUGUGUGUUGUUUGUCUGAUGAGAGGAUCAAAAGGGCAUCAAUGAGUGAUGUUGUCUCUGGCCUUGAACUUGCCUUAAAGCUACAAAGGAGUGCAGAAGAUAAAUUUGGAGUAGACUUUGACCUCGAUCAGAUUUCCCUUGAUGUGUCUCCAAACAUUUUAUCUUUGCUUAAAAUUAAAAACUCUACCAUUGAUGAGAACUGCAGCAAGUUUUCAAUUGAAGAGAGCUGCAAUAGCGAUUCUGUUGAAAUGACAUUCUUGGGAGCACAAGAGAGACAAGGUGAUUAUGAUGACUCAUGUUCUUAAAUGUGGUUAUUUGGUGAAGUUAAGUGUUACACCUCCUUAUUGUACCAUAUAUUUUUAGAAAAUCCAUGUAUUCCAAUCAAUUUCUUAAUUUUUAUGAAAAGAUCAUACGUUGUUAUUAAAUUGGAACGGAAAGAGUAAAACUUAAUAUGUAAUCAGUACAUUUUUUUAGUAAUAUUUAAUAGUUGUUUAUUAUUUUAAAAAUAAUUAUUGAUUGUUGAACUCGUUUUGUGAAUUUCUAUAGACUUUAAUUUAUUAAUAAUCGGAUUUGGUCUUUGUUUUAAUUACUGGUCCUUAAACAUAAAAGAUAAAGAUAGAGAGGAGUGGAUGUGCAAUGAGAGAAAAUAGGAGAAAGGUGGG
Molecule: messenger RNA, 3000 nt
Organism: Jatropha curcas
Lineage: Eukaryota; Viridiplantae; Streptophyta; Magnoliopsida; Malpighiales; Euphorbiaceae
Product: receptor-like protein kinase FERONIA
Biological process (GO): protein phosphorylation
Molecular function (GO): ATP binding; transmembrane receptor protein tyrosine kinase activity
Source: RefSeq, a predicted model, not a curated record